UCAUGCGCACGGAUUGGCCAAGAGUUUUUACAUUACGUUUCGGCCUACUGUUUCCGCAAAAAUUAAUAUAAUUGCCCCACUGUAUAGCAAUUUACCACACUAACAACGGCAUAAACUUUUUUUCUUAUUUUCGGUAUUGUCAUAUUGAUUGUAAGGUACAAUAUCUAUCACAUUGAGUAUACUAACAAGUGUAUAACUUUUUAAAUCACCAUCGUCAUCAGCAUUUACGUAUUCUGAGCUACAGCUACAGCCGUUCAUUUACGCGCGGUCUAUUCCUAGAACGCCAAUUUUCUACUUUUGACGGUUUCUCCAGUUACUUUUAAAAGAAUGUCGUCAAAACUUGAACAGAUUUUGGUUAUCGAGCCACCACAUGAGCUUAAAUUCAAAGGUCCAUUUACUGAACCAGUUCAAACAGUAAUGGUUUUGAAAAAUCCAGUUGAUAAGACAGUUGCUUUCAAAAUAAAAACCACUGCACCUAAACGUUAUUGUGUAAGACCAAAUUGUGGUGAACUCUAUGCUAAAGAAAAGGCAGAAAUUUCAGUAAUAUUGCAACCAUUUGACUAUGAUGCCAAUGAAAGAAACAAACACAAGUUCCUGGUACAAACUGUUGUUAUUGACCCAACUACUGACUAUGCAGAAGACGGGAAAACUUUCCAGUGGAGAGAUAUUAAUGAAAGUAGAAUAAUGGAUUCCAAAUUGAAAUGCUCUUUUGAAAUGCCUACUAUUGAACAAUUAAUGGAGUCAAAAAAUAUUCAUGAAGAUACUACUGCUAUGCUAGACAAUAAUGCUGUGUCUGAAUUACAAAAAGCAACUUCUGAAGUGAAAGAAUUACGAGAAGAAGAAAAUGUAUUAAGACAAGAAAACAUUAAAUUAAAAGAAGAAUUAUUACGACUACAACAAGAAAUUAAGAAUCAAAACUUUCAAAAACGCUCUGCUGGCAAUAGCCAUCAUGUUGCCAUUCAAAGUAAAAAUGUCAAUAUUACCUUGAUGUUAGGCUUGGCAAUAUUAGUUGCUUUGUUAGGUAUAUUAGCUGGCAAAUAUUUAUUCUAGUAAAAACUGUUUUUAUCAAAAAUAUUAUAAAAUUAAAAAAAAAAAAAGUAAAAGCUGUCUUUUAUAUCAAUAUUAAAUAUUAAUUUUAAAACUGAUGAAUUCUAGGCAA
Messenger RNA from Daktulosphaira vitifoliae (grape phylloxera), 1159 nucleotides. It is a transcript of the gene Vap33, whose product is annotated as vesicle-associated membrane protein-associated protein B. Gene Ontology annotation, molecular function: FFAT motif binding. The record is from RefSeq and is a predicted model, not a curated record. The coding region runs from base 328 to 1050 and encodes 240 amino acids. The transcript has 6 exons. Lineage: Eukaryota; Metazoa; Arthropoda; Insecta; Hemiptera; Phylloxeridae. Gene Ontology annotation, cellular component: endoplasmic reticulum membrane; plasma membrane. Gene Ontology annotation, biological process: endoplasmic reticulum membrane organization.